CAAGCGAUCACUUUAAUUGGCUUCAUCAUUGGCAAGAAGCGGUUGGAUUUAUCUUUCAUUAGAAAAAAAGCAGCCCUCUAGAGCACGGUCCUUGUUUUACUGACCAUCUUUAUGGUAUUCCACAAUGCAGUACAUUGGGACCGUUGGUGGAUUGCUUUCUCUAUGUAAUUUUAGGAAAUUUUUGUUGACUAUGGUAUUAAUUUCACUGGCUAUGAUGCCAAGCUACACGAGUGCAGCAGCUCACAAAAUCAGGUCUAAAGAUGGUUCAACCUCAUCGUCCAACAAAGGACAUUUUUGCCCAAAAACCAAAGAAAAAACAGAGAGCGCUGUUGAAAAGUACGAUCACGUGACAACUAAUCUGGUCCGAAUCAAAUGUUCACAACAGGACCCCUCACGGGACAAGUUUCUUGCCAGGGAAGCCUACGACACGACAAUGUGUAUAUUUAGCCGUACCGAACGUGUACCAUCAAGCAAGGUUGUUCAACGGAAAGUAAAAUACCUGGACGACACCAACUGUUGUGAGGGUUUUACUGGCAAAAACUGUGACCAGCCAGUGUCAGAAUUCACGUGCGAUCCAGAGUGUGUGAAUGGAGGUACGUGUAUUGCACAAGACAAGUGCGCAUGCCCAAAAGGUUGGCAAGGAAUGAGCUGCGAGAACGCUGCCUGCGAUCCACCGUGCAAGAAUGGAGGAAUGUGUGUAUCUCCUGGUGUUUGUGUGUGCGAUGCUGAUCACACGGGGGAAAGGUGCGAAAAAGAUGUUAUUGAGUAUGACAGCACUUACAGUGUUGAAUUAGACUCGCCACAAGAUGUUCACCUACGUGCUGCCCGUGCACUCACAAUUUCUACCAAGAAGGAAGGCCACUGUUUAUCAUGGGGUCAGACCCACUAUCGUACAUUUGAUGGCGUUCACCUUGACUUCACUGGCAAGUGCAGUUAUGCCUUAGCUAAAGACUGUACCCCUGGAUCAGAUCAAUUCGCAAUCCACGUCCAAAACGAUAAAUCCUGUGACAGACUUAAGAGCUCUGUUUGUACGCGAGCCGUGUUGAUGUAUAUUGGUGAAAAGGUAUACAAAGUUGCAACGGGGAAUACAGUGACCGUGGAUGACAAGAAAAUACUUCUUCCCUAUAAAGAUUCCAGUGUGUCUAUAUCUAAAGUAUUAUCCUACGUCAUCAUGCGCGCCUGGGGGGACGAUCUAGAGGUCAAGUUUGAUGGCGUAUCAGGUGUAUACGUAGGACUGGCCAGUAAGUACAAGAACACUACGUGCGGAUUGUGUGGUAACUACAACGGCGUGCCUGACGACGACCUCUUCAAAGCGAACACAAACCAAAAAGCUUCUAGCGUAGCCGAACUGGCCGACAGCUGGGCCAUGCCGAACCCCAAGGAAACAUGUCCACCAGCAAGUUCUGUGAAUAUGGAUGUUUGUAAGAAUGCUAGUAGUUUGAUAAGUCAAAGCGCUAGGAGAAUGUGUAUGGUGCUACUUGGAGAGCAUUUUAGUGCAUGUCAUUCUAAAGUUGAUCCAAAAAGUUUCGUGGAAAGAUGUGAGCUCGAUGUUUGUACGUGCAACUUUGGACAGCACUCGGGAUGUCAGUGUGAGGCUUUGACACAAUACUCGCGAGCAUGCGCUAACAAGGGAGUGACGCUGAACUGGAGGAGCAAGUAUUUGUGUCCCAAAACGUGCAGGAAUUCUAAGGUGUACUCAGAAUGUGGACCAGCCUGCACCAAGACCUGUGAGUCAGAUGAUCUUCAGCCUACUUGUAAAGAAACAUGUAUAGAUGGUUGUCACUGUCCUGCUGGUCGAGUACAGGGCCCGGCAGGGGAUUGUCUUUUGCAGAGCCAGUGCCCCUGUCGUCAUAAUGAUGUUAAUUAUCCAAGUGGGAAGACGAUACGGGUUGGCUGUAACAAUUGUAACUGCAACGGAGGAACAUGGACUUGCACCAAAAACAGAUGUCCAGGAACCUGUUACACAUACGGUGAUCCUCAUUACAUGACCUUCGAUGGCAAGGCAUACUCAUUCGAAGGAAAAUGCCAAUACCGACUGGUGGAAUCACGUGACAAUUUCUUCUCUGUCGUCAUCAAUACGGCAUCCUGCUCGUCGAAUCAAAAGAGCAGCUGCGUCAAAUCCGCUGUCAUUGAUUACAACAACGUGAGCAUCUCAUUGGCUCAUAAUCAUCCUCUAAAAGACACGGUCCACGUACAGUAUCCCGGUCAGAACGGUAACCAACCGGUAUUGAUGCCAGUGUAUGACAGAAUGAGAGGGUUUCAGUUUAGGAGACUUUCGACGAACUUGGUUGAGUUUCAUGGAGAUAAUGGGCUGACKGUCUCGUGGGAUGGAAUAAAGAAUCUGUAUGUGACUCUAACUCCAAGCCAUUCUGGAAAGGUUCAAGGACUUUGCGGAAAUUUCAAUUUUAACACCAAAGAUGAUUUUGGAAUCGAAGAGUCAGCAAUAAGCUUUGGAAACAGCUGGGCUGAAGGCAACUGCGUGGAUGUCCCCAACGACAACGUGAAACUCAAACCAUGUGAGAUCUACCAACAAAAUAAGAAAUACGCAGACGCCGUGUGCACAAAACUCGAGCAGGCGCCAUUCACAGAUUGCCAUGGUUACGUGGAUCCCAAACCAUUUGUGGAGAACUGUAUACAGGACGUGUGUGGGUGCGAUGGAAGAGACUGUCAUUGUUCUGUUAUGGCUGCCUACGCUAAGCAAUGCUCCAUGCAGGGUGUUGCCAUCAAUUGGCGCGUCAAUGGGACAUGUCCGAUGAAAUGCCCUGAUGGGAUGGAAUACAAGGAGUGUGGAUCAUCUUGUGUAACUUCUUGUAAGGACCUGUCAAUCAAAAACCAGUCAUGUGUAGAGCAGUGCGUUCCCGGAUGUCGAUGUCCCAGUGGUAAACUGUACGACUCGCGAGAAGGGAAGUGCGUGAAUAUUGCUUACUGUCCUUGCUAUGACAGUGAAGGAAGACACUAUAUGUACAAUGCACGGACAAAGAUCAAAUGUAAUGAUUGCAUUUGCCACAGAGGUAAACUUAUUUGUUCUAACAAGAUUUGUCAAGAAAACAAGUGCCCCGUGGGUCAAAUCUGGUCUAAAUGUGGUGCGCAGUGUCCACAAACCUGUAAGACCAUGCAUAUGGGCUGCAGCACCGUGAUCURUAAGGCAGGAUGUGUCUGUCCUCAAGGUUACGUACAAGAUAAGGGAACUUGUAUUUUAUCAAGCACUUGUCCUUGUUAUUAUAAUGGUAAAAGCUACAAGAGUGGUGAUGUCAUUAAAAGAGAUUGCAACACUUGUGUCUGCAAGAAUAAUGCAUGGCAGUGCACCAGCAAGAAAUGUAGAGGAACUUGCACAGCGUUCGGUGACCCUCACUACAAGACAUUCGAUGGCCGCUUGUAUAGUUUCCAGGGUGGCUGUAAUUACGUGAUGACCACAGACAAAUGUCCCGGAUCUAACGUGACCGUGCAAUCUUUUAGAGUAGACGCUGAAAAUAUUCCAUGUGGAUCUACUGGCGUGACCUGCACCAAGUCCGUGACUGUCACGAUACACGAUACCGUUAUUCACCUGGUUCGUGGAAAAGAGAAGCCAUCCGUUCUUCGUCUCCCAAACAUCUCUCCGGUGCGCGCUGAGUUUUCCUUGGUCUAUGCCGGUUUAUAUGUGAUUAUUAAGACGCCGUUUGGUCUUAACGUGGUAUGGGACAGAGGAACGCGGCUGUACAUUGAGAUGAAUCCUAACAGUAAACACUGGUCCAAGGUUUGCGGUCUGUGCGGGAAUUUUGAUGGUGAUAUGACAAACGACUUCCUGGCAAAGAAUGGUAUUGAAGAGACCUCGCCUUAUCCUUUCGGGGAUAGUUGGAGGGUACGGGGUGAUUGUACGAAGACUAAAGAACCACAGCAUCCCUGUAAAGUGAACCAGCACAGGGAGGCUAGAUCACACGCGGCAUGUGCAAUUAUCAAGUCUAAUGUCUUCAAACCUUGUCAUUUACAUGUGGAUCCAGACCAGUACUAUGAACGAUGUGUGUACGACACGUGUGGCUGCGAUAUGGUUGGUGAUUGUGAGUGUACCUGUGAAGCAAUCGCUGCGUAUGCUUAUGAAUGCCUUUCUGCUGGGGUCAUCAUCGACUGGAGAAAGGAAAAGUGCGAUGUGACUUGCCCAGAAAACGCAGUGUUCAAAAACUGUGCAACAGCUUGUCCCGAGACUUGCAGUGACCCCCCUGGACAAAACAAAACCUGCACUAUGAGAUGUGUAGAAGGAUGUUCGUGUAAGGAGGGGUAUACACAAACUGUUAAUGCUGCUGGCAAGAUAAUGUGUAUAAAGAGAAGUCAGUGUCCUUGUGUCCACGAUGGCAAAGUCUAUAAACCUGGUGAUAAGGUCUACAAAAACUGCCAGCAAUGUGAAUGCAAAGAUGGACAGCUGACUAACUGUAUUGGAAAGCCAUGUUCAACUGCUGCUCCACCAACCACGACUGCGAUUCCAACCACAACAUCUGCUGCAACAAGCACAGCUAAACAACCAACCACGACAAAGUCACCACCAACGACAACAAGAAGACCCACUACCACAGUUAACCUUACAACCACUGGCAUUCCUAUUACUACUACACCUAUCGUUCCGACAACUGGUUUGUAUUGUAGAGAAACCCUUGGACUUGGAGUACAGGACAAACGAAUCCCAGAUAGUUAUCUUAGUUCAUCAUCAGAGCUCGAUUCAGAUGCCUCAGCGAGAGAGGGACGUCUAAACAACCCAAACCUGGCAUGGCAACCCACUUUUAGAGACGACCACCCAUACUUCCAGGUCUUUCUAGGGAACCUCACCAUGGUUACGCAGAUUGCUACCCAAGGACACCCGUGGGAAGAGGAAUUUGUCAUGAAAUAUACCAUUCAACACAGUGCAGAUGGACAGAACUGGAUGAACUACAUGGAUAGCUUUGGAGACGUCGUUGUUUUUGAUGGAAAUGGUCUUGGGUUUCCUUACGGGAUUCUUGAUGACAUCAAAUACAACCAACUCCCCCGACCAAUCACAACGAGGUACAUCAGGAUACGACCAAUCAAAAAGCAAAACGAUGGUUUUCCAAUCAGUCUUCGGGCAGAGCUUUACGGCUGUGGAGUCGAACCGUACUGUUUAUUCCAGGGAAUCAAAAAGAAGCCUGGUGAGCGAUGGCAGGUCGAUCGGUGCACGUGGAAAGAAUGCAAACCAGACGACAGCUCACCAACUGGAGCUACAGUUCUCGUAGAGUUGAUUGUCUGUCCUAACAAAACUUGUAAUACUGGUUGUAAACCAGCUGGAGGUAAACGUCAAGUUCUAGUCGACAUCCCGGGAAAGUGCUGCCAAGAAUGCAAGGAUGAAAGCGAGUUAGGCUGUGGGCCUCAAGAAUUCCCCUGUAACGAUACCACUUGCAUCCCGCUAUCCUGGAAGUGUGAUAAAAGGCCAGACUGCAGUAACAGACGAGACGAGGAGUGCUGUGAAAAUAUACCUCCCACUACAUUGCCUCCAACCACUACCAAGGCGACCCAACCCCCAACCACUACUGAAAAAGCAACACAACCCCCGACCACUACCAGCAAGGCAACACAACCACCAACUACUACUGAAAAAGCAACACAACCACCAACCACUACUGAAAGAGCGACACAACCACCAACCGCUACUGAAAGAGCGACACAACCACCAACUACUACUGAAAGAGCGACACAACCACCAACCACUACUGAAAGGGCNACACAACCACCAACCACUACUGAAAGGGCGACUCAACCACCAACCACUACUGAAAAGGCAACACAACCACCAACCACUACU
Actinia tenebrosa (Australian red waratah sea anemone) is the source of this 5779-nucleotide messenger RNA. RefSeq lists its product as uncharacterized. NCBI's taxonomy places the organism in Eukaryota, Metazoa, Cnidaria, Anthozoa, Actiniaria, Actiniidae. The record is from RefSeq and is a predicted model, not a curated record. Gene Ontology annotation, cellular component: extracellular matrix. Gene Ontology annotation, molecular function: protein binding.